Aureobasidium subglaciale EXF-2481 is the source of this 1668-nucleotide messenger RNA. RefSeq lists its product as uncharacterized. The coding region runs from base 57 to 1544 and encodes 495 amino acids. The record is from RefSeq and is a predicted model, not a curated record. The transcript is spliced from 6 exons. Gene Ontology annotation, molecular function: NAD+ kinase activity. Gene Ontology annotation, biological process: NAD+ metabolic process; NADP+ biosynthetic process. Lineage: Eukaryota; Fungi; Ascomycota; Dothideomycetes; Dothideales; Saccotheciaceae.
AGGACUUGGAGCAGUCAAGAUACAUUCCUCUAGGCAGUUGAACAUUGCUACCAGUCAUGAGUGACUGGGCUCUAGACGCACUUGCUGAACGCGUCAAAUCGAGGAGACAAAGCUCCGGCGACUUCAGCAGCGACGAAGGACACCAAGCCCUCGAGGUCGUCUUCGAAGAGCAGCACUCGACACGACGCAAAUCAUCCAUUGUCAAGACAAACAUGCGACCCGGCGCAAUGCGUAACGACACAUCAUGUUUUAUUCACAACAUGCUGGAGGAGAAAGACGAAGGUGUCGAGCCUGCUCAGACCGAAGAAAGUAUACAAGAUGAGAAGCCCGCGGACAAGCCCACAGGCAACCCUCACCAACAUUCCGACCACAUGCAAUCUCGAUUGCUCACCAAGAAGCAAUUGUCGGAUAUGGCCUUUGGCAUUCGUGAACUUUCCAAACGCUUGGGUCGAGUCAAGUUGAUGCUCAAGGUCAAAAAUAUCUUUGUGCUCACAAAACUCACUGACGCUACUCUUUGCGCCAAGGCCGCUGAGUUGACCAAGUGGUUACUGGAUCAAGAUGCACAAUAUAAUGUUUAUGUCCAGGAUACAUUGAAGGAGCUGAAGUCAUUUGAUAUUCCAUCCAUUCUUGAGGGCGAUGAAUCAAAGACAGACAGGCUGAACUACUGGAACGAGGCCCUUUGCAAGAAGUCGCCUCAUAAGUUUGACAUUGUCCUUGCACUCGGUGGUGAUGGUACUGUCCUGUAUGCUUCGCUUCUAUUCCAACGCAUUGUACCUCCUGUUCUCAGUUUCGCCAUGGGAUCCCUUGGUUUCCUGACCAAAUUCGAUUUCGCCAGAUAUUCAGCCAUCCUACCCAGAGCCUUCAACGAUGGUAUUACCGUGUCCCUUCGACUUCGCUUUGAAGGUACCAUUAUGCGCAGUGUCCGUCGCGAAGGAGAUAGCGAUGAGGACCACAAACAAAGAAGACUGGACGAAGAGCUGGUUGGUGCUGAGGCAGAUGACCACCAUACCCACCGUCCUGACACAGCCUACCAUAUCCUAAACGAAAUCGUCUUGGAUCGCGGUCCUAGUGGUAGCAUGGUUGCUCUGGAUGUUUAUGGCGACGAAGAAUGUUUCACCACCAUUGCUGCAGAUGGUCUCAUCGUUGCGACUCCGACAGGUAGUACAGCGUACAAUCUGGCAGCAGGUGGUAGUCUCUGUCAUCCGGACAAUCCGGUCAUUCUUCUCACCGCAAUCGCGGCACAUACUCUCAACUUCCGACCAAUCAUCUUACCCGACACGAUGGUAUUACGAAUUGGUGUUCCAUACGACGCGCGCAGUUCUGCAUAUACUAGCUUCGACGGAAAGUACAGGACUGAAUUGUGUCCCGGUGACUAUGUAACCAUUUCCGCUUCAAGGUUCCCAUACCCUAGUGUAUUGCCUUUGAACAAACGUAGCGAGGAUUGGAUUGAAAGCAUUUCGCGUUCCUUGGAUUGGAAUUCGCGAGCCAAACAAAAGCCUUAUACAGAAGAGAAGAAGAAGGACGACAGUGAGAGCAAGUCAUGAUGGAAGUUUCGGAUGACAUUUUGGUAUGCAUGUAUGGAGAUGGAUUGGCGUCGGUGAAUCUUGUUUGCAUCUAGAGAUACCUAAAACGAAUGCUUCUGUCAUAUUUCAAACAGUUCACAUCUAG